Molecule: messenger RNA, 2367 nt
Organism: Labrus bergylta (ballan wrasse)
Lineage: Eukaryota; Metazoa; Chordata; Actinopteri; Labriformes; Labridae
Product: cortexin-3
Source: RefSeq, a predicted model, not a curated record
UUCUGCGGGGAUGAGCGGCGCGUCAGGACGAAGAGGAGGGAGGCAAAAAAAUAAAACACACACACAAGCGAGCUUCAAGACGGGGUGAGGUCUCUCUCAGUCAGCAAAGAUAGAAAACUAACCACAGCGGAGGUUUUAUUUUCUGGCAUGAAGUGAGGAGUCCGGCUGUGCACGAGGACGCGUCAGCUCGGUGUGUUUUGGUUUUUGUCUCUCUCUCUCCCGGUGAAGAAAAAACAAGACUCGUCAGAUCUACCGGGGAUGGAGAGCCAGCGCUGACGGAGAUCCCCGAGCUCCCCUGAUAACAACAGGUCCCUGAAGUCCUCUUCAUUCCAUUUGCAAAAUCUUGAAGCACCAGGACUGAGACCUGGAGCCGAGACGAUCAAGCAUGGAUGUGCCCAGGAUGGCAGAGGGCCUCUUCAGCAGCACGCUGUCCUCGUCGGGGGGCGGCCAUCAUGUGCCUUCCUACCUGACGCUGGAGCAGAAGGCCGCCUUCGUCUUCGUGCUGCUGCUCUUCAUCUUCCUGGCGCUACUCAUCGUGCGCUGCUUCCGCAUCCUGCUGGACCCGUACCGCAGCAUGCCGUCGUCCAACUGGACUGACCACACCGAGAAAGACACGUUCGAUUACCGCAUCGUUUGAGGAGAGGCGGUGUGGGGGGGGGAUCAAAGACUGAUCUGAUGAUUAAAAUGCACUUUGACCCUCAGAUCCAAUGACUGCCGACUCACCAGGAAAAUGAAGCUGUCAGAAUCUCUUCUGAAGCGUCAAGACUCGUCAAAAUGAUCACCAACCAUCAGCUUCUCCCUGCCAAAUCAGAGAAUUCUCAACUUCAGAACGACAACCAAAACUAUGAAGAUGAAUCAAUCAACCCACCGACGACCUCGACCCCCCGGUCAUAGUUACCCAUAAUCCCCUUCCCCGGCCAUCAGUUCUCUUGUGGACUACCUCGUACCUCCUCCAUCUCAUGUGCGGACGAGUUUUAUCACACAGGGUCGAAAAUAUCCUUUCCACUCCAAGACGCUUGGAUAAAAACAGAGUUUACAUCUCGUCAUGUUUACGUCCUUAUAUUUUCUAUCGAUAAUGUAGACAAUCAGUGUUUGACUUAGUUUGUGAAAAAUAACAAUCCGCAGAGUAAAACGUUGAGCUUGUUGAGGUCUUUUGUCUUUCUUGGUUUAUAGACACGGGAGACUUUAAAUGUGUAAAAAAAAAACGUUCAGGCAAAGAUGAAUUAAAUGCCUUAUGUCAUUGUAAAAUACUCCAUGGCGGCAGUCGUUUCUUUCUAGACGGCGAGGUAAGAGCAGGUAAAUAAUCAGAAAAAGAAAGAAAAAAAAAAAAGCAGGAAACCAGGGUGGAAAAGUUCUCCCUUUAAUGCUCUGGAAAGUUUGGGAUGGAUCGAUGCCAGCAGCGAGUAACUUUAACCGUUGUGUGUGUGUGUGUGUGUGUGUGUGUGUGUGUGUGUGUGUGUGUGUGUGUGUGUGUCUGUGUGUGUGUGUGUGAGAUUUAAAAAAAAAAAAAAAAAACUUGUCCUUUCGGUCUCCGAGGGGAUCUGCGGUGUCCACGUCCUUAGAUGUCAACAACCAAAAGAGUCACUGAAGAAAAUACAAGUUUACUGUGCUGUACCUUGUGCCUAAUUUGAGAAAAAAAAAAAAAAGUUUUCUGAAAAAGGAAAGAAAAAUGGGUCCACCCUUCCGUCUUUAAAUGUCGUUUUUUUUGUGUGUGUUUGGUGCCCAUUUAAAAAAAAAAAAAACAGCAUUUACUGCCUGCGGUUGGUAUAUUGACAGUUGGUAUGCCCGAUCUGCAGAGUUUUUGGUGAUGAAGAUGAUGCAUCUUCACAUCGAACCCCUUUAUGAACUGGUGUUGUGGCUCUUUCUUUGGGAACAUUUUCAACUGUGCGCCUUAUAGUGUAGAUUGUUUACAGUAUCGUAGGUAGCAGAGAUGCCACUGAAGUGACUGUGUCUUUGCACUUCACGGAGAUGUCAUAGAAAUCAAGAAAAAAGAAGAAGAAGAAGAAAGAAAAAAAAAGUCCCCUGCUCUUGUUCCUGCCGGGACAGGAAGUCAACUCUGAUCCUUUCGAUGAAAAUGUGGCGUUCUUGUGAUCUGCUGUGGCCUUUUCCUACCUAUUGCAGAUGUUGUGCCGAGGUGUGCUGUGUGUGUUUUUUUGUUUUGUUUUGUUUUGUUUUUUCAGCAUGUAUUUCUUGCAGAGUCUCGUCUCUGUGCAUGAUAAAUGGUGAAGUGCUUUCAUCCUGAUGUCGUAGCUGUGGGUCAGUUGCUCAAGCAGCUAUUUCCUGUCUGUAAUGAAACCUUUUCGGUUCGAUCUGUUUUUCUCGCCUGGAGCCUCUGUUCUGUUUUCUAAUAAAAAUGAUCAGAGUGCA